AUGUCAACUAGCAGUGAAAAAGUAAGUAAAGACUUUGGUGAUCAAUUAGCAAUGAUGGCAUCAAUGUCUAUGGUUAGUAUGUCUAUUGCAUUAGCUUUAGAAUUAAAAAUGUUUCCAAUAUUAGGAUCCAUAUCAUCUGAAAAAUGUCCUGCAACAGCAGAAGAAGUUGCAUUAAAAGGAAACUACAAACCAAGAUAUAUUCAAGAACUUUUGUCAGCUCUUGCCUGUGGUAAUAUUAUUGAAGUUACUAAUUGUGGAAAAAAAUUUUGGAUUACAGAGGACAAAAAACCUUAUCUUGUCAAUCCAACCUCCACUCCUGCAAUGACUAUCUUUCCUGAAAUACCAAUAUUUGGUAAAGUAUUUAAUGAAAUAAAAGAAGUUUGUAAAAAAGAUGGCCCACUUGGAAUGCAAUAUUCUUCAUAUGAAAAUUUUUAUGCAAAUAUGUCUGCAUUUAGUGAAUCAUUACAUAAGGAACACCUUAAACCUAAUAUUGUUCCACUCUCUGAAAUGGAUAAAAAAUUGGAAAGUAAAGAAAAAGUAGAAUGUCUUGAUGUAGGAUGUGGAGAUGGUUUUCAUGUUAUUGAAUUAGCACAUCACUAUCCCAAUGCUACUUUUACUGGUGUUGAUGUUACAAAAAAUGCUAUUGAAAUUGCGGAACAAAAAUUAAAACAACAAAAUAAUAAAAAUCUUAAAAAUGCUGUAUUUAUUAAUAUGAAUGCUGCAAAUUUAAAAGAAGAAUGGACUAAUAAAUUUGAUUGGAUUACAAUUUUUGAUGCUUGUCAUGAUCAAUGUAGACCUGAUUUAGCCUUAAAAGAAAUUCAUAGAUGUUUGAAACCGGAUGGAGUAUUUUCAAUGAUCGAGAUAAAAGGUUCUUCCAAUUGUUGUACUGAUAAAAAAAUUAAUCCUGUUGGAUCGGCAUUACUUUAUGGAAUAUCACUUUUCCAUUGCCUUCCUGUUGGCAAUAGUACAAAAGAUGCAUUAGGUCUUGGAGCUAUGUGGGGUCAAGAAAGAGCAUUAAAGAUGUUAAAAGAGGCAGGAUUUUCUAAAAUUGAAAUUGUUCCAACACCUUUCUUUCCAAUUAAUAUAAUGUAUAAGUGUAGAAAAUAA
This is a messenger RNA of Strongyloides ratti, 1107 nucleotides long. RefSeq names its product Winged helix-turn-helix DNA-binding domain and Methyltransferase domain-containing protein. Bases 1 to 1107 code for a protein of 368 amino acids. The record is from RefSeq and is a predicted model, not a curated record. The transcript has a single exon. Lineage: Eukaryota; Metazoa; Nematoda; Chromadorea; Rhabditida; Strongyloididae.